Paramecium pentaurelia is the source of this 1289-nucleotide messenger RNA. The record is from the annotation of a GenBank genome assembly. NCBI's taxonomy places the organism in Eukaryota, Ciliophora, Oligohymenophorea, Peniculida, Parameciidae.
AUGAGAAAAAUUAUCUAUAGAUUUUCAAGAGCUACAUAUCUUGAUUUCUAAGCUACAACACCAACUGAUUAUAGAGUUUUAGAUGCUAUGUUACCAUAUUUAACUAAUUAAUAUGGUAAUCCUCAUAGUAAAACACAUUCAUUUGGAUGGGAAACAGAAAAAGCAGUGGAAAAAGCAAGAUCUUAAGUUAUUUAUUAAUCUAAUUAUAUAGAUUGCUAAUUUAAUCAAUGCAUAACCUUAAAGCAUCAUUUUUACUUCUGGGGCUACUGAAAGUAACAAUGCUGCAUUAAAGGGUUUAUAUGGAUUUUAUGGAAAAUAAAAGAAUCAUAUAAUUACAACACAAACUGAACACAAAUGUGUUUUAGAUACUUGUAGAUAUCUAGAGGAUAAAGGAGUAGAAGUUACAUAUUUACCAGUUGAUUCUAAUGGCUUGAUCUCAUUACAACAAUUAUAAGAAUCUAUUAAAUCCAAUACAUUAUGUGUAAGUGUAAUGCUUGUAAAUAAUGAAAUUGGUGUCAUUUAGAACUUAAAAGAGAUAAGUAGAAUAUGUCAUCAACGAGGAGUUUAUGUUCAUUCCGAUAUGGCAUAAGCUAUAGCAAAGAUUCCAGUUGAUAUUUAAGAUCUUGAUAUAGAUUUAGGUAGUAUAUCAGCUCAUAAACUAUAUGGACCUAAAGGAAUAGGUGCAUUAUAUGUAAGAAGGAAACCAAGAGUUAGAUUAUAAUAAAUAAUUCAUGGUGGAGGAUAAGAGAGAGGUUUAAGAAGUGGUACUCUUGCACCUCAUUUAUGUGUUGGAUUUGGUAAGGCUGCUGAAAUAGCAUAGACUGAAUUACCAUAUGACAUUUAACAUGUUGAAAAAUUAUACAAUAAACUUUUAAUUGGAAUUAAAUAAAAGAUUCCUUAAAUUUAAAUAAAUGGUUCAUUAGAAUAGAGAUAUAAAGGUAAUUUGAAUGUUUCAUUUGCAUUUGUGGAAGGAGAAUCUUUAAUUAUGGCUAUUAAAUAAGUUGCAGUAUCUUCUGGAUCUGCUUGUACUUCUUCAUCUCUUGAACCUUCAUAUGUAUUAAGAGCUUUAGGAGUUCAAGAAGAUAUGGCUCAUACUAGUUUAAGAAUUGGUAUUGGGUAUAUAUAUAUAUUUAAAUUAUAUAGUCGAUUUACUACUGAAAAGGAAAUAGAUUUUUUAAUUGAUUAAUUGAGUGAAGCUGUAAGAAAACUAAGAGAAAUGUCUCCAUUAUGGGAAAUGCAUUAAGAAGGAAUUGAUAUUAAUAAAAUUGAAUGGACUCAACCACAUUGAA